Messenger RNA from Lodderomyces parapsilosis, 2862 nucleotides. RefSeq names its product leucine-responsive transcriptional regulator (gene LEU3). Gene Ontology annotation, biological process: regulation of DNA-templated transcription. Gene Ontology annotation, cellular component: nucleus. The transcript has a single exon. Gene Ontology annotation, molecular function: transcription cis-regulatory region binding; DNA-binding transcription factor activity, RNA polymerase II-specific; zinc ion binding. The record is from RefSeq and is a predicted model, not a curated record. Bases 1 to 2862 code for a protein of 953 amino acids. NCBI's taxonomy places the organism in Eukaryota, Fungi, Ascomycota, Pichiomycetes, Serinales, Debaryomycetaceae.
AUGAGAGACAAUGAGAACGUUUCCGCUGAUGCAAAAAGCUCGUUUGAGAAUUUGGUGCACAUAGCUAGCAAUAUGUCGCAAGAAUUUCAAAGAUUAAAACAGGAUGACAGAUUUGAGUCAAGACAUUCCAACCAUGGCCCAACGUUUGAUUAUCCAUCGCAAUCACCCACUCCUUCAUUAAACACAUCUGGCUACGUAAGAGAAUCGGGCUCAAACACACCAUCCAAUGUGACCACGUCUCCAACAAACCAACAUCAUACUCAAACUGACAAACACGGGAAAGUUAAAAGGAUGGCAUGCGUUGAAUGCAGGCAGCAGAAAUCUAGGUGUGAUGCCCAUGAACGUCACCCAGAACCUUGUACUAGGUGUGCUAAAAAGCAUUUGAAAUGUGACUUGAAAUCAGAUUAUAAAAGGACAUACAAGAGAGCAAGAAUAGCUCAAAUUGAGAAGGAGUUUAUGGAGCUAAAACGAACAUUGAAUACCACUCAAGCCGCCGAGCUUCUUUCACGAUUUCCGUCGUUAGCAAACAGUGAAAACAAGGAAAGUGGCAUUGGCAAUGACUUGAGCUCAGAGGAGAACAAAGAUCGCGAGGUACCGUAUACAGGAGAAAAGGACAAAGCUAGCCCCGUUCAAGUGCAGAUACAUCCGACGAAUAUCCAUGCACCUACUCAACCACAAAACACAAAUGUACGCAACGUGGCUAUCGUUAACGAACCACAGGUUUGUCAAACCACACAAAGUUCGAAUAUUCCGUUGGAAAAUCAAAACUCGACUUAUGAUGCCAAGCUUUCCAACAAUAAUACGUUAAAACUACCUCAAGAUUUAAGGCUUUCGGAGGAGGUACUACGUUGCGAAGACAAAUCUGUUGAGUCUAUAACUUUGACCUCGAGCACAAUCAAAGAGCUUUUCAUGGAAUAUGUUUUGCGAUAUCACCCGAUUUUCCCAGUUGUUGACGUUACCAAAGGACCUGAAAAGAUUUAUAGAUUAUGUCCCCCUUUGUUCUGGGUCAUUAUAUUUGUUUCCUUAAGAAGGUUUAAAGAGGGAUUUUCCAAGACUUUAUUGAUUCAAUUAUCACCCAUAGUUAAAGGCAUUCUCGCUGAGAUUAUGAUUUCACCAAUAACGAGAUACAAUCCCACGGAAGAGGAUGAAUCUAUUUAUAAUGUCAGUUCUGUUUACUCGGUUCAAGCUUUCUUGUUGUAUUCAUAUUGGCCACCAAUCACAUCCUCACUUAGCGCUGACUCAUCGUAUAGUACUGUUAGCACGGGGUUUUUUCAAGCCAUACGGAUCGGAUUACAUGCACCUUCUUCGUUUAGCAGUGUAAAAAGUACAGAUGGACAACCUGAGAGCAAGGCUCUUCAGCAACAAAGCAUGUUGCAGGAACAAGUCAAGACUUGGAUAGCAACGAAUGCGGCAUCCCAAUUCAUAGCCACUGCGUUUGGGUAUCCUGCGUGCGUCCAGUUUGAUUCCUCCAUUUGGUACUACAGUCGGCCCGGGAGUGACGUUCAAAUUCCCGAAGAGAUCAAAUCGAUGUUGGCCAUUGCCCAAUUCGAAGAUCAAAUGGCUAGAUCACUCAAUUCCAACCCGAUGGACCCUUGUGGACUUAGUGAUGCAAAUGAAAGGGUAUCGUUGUUAAAGUUACUUGAAAAGAGAGUAGAUGAGUUGGAAGUGAUGAUUUCUCAUACAACUCUGCAUGAUGCAUUCAAAUUUAGAAUGUUUGAGAUCUUGGCAUCUAAAGUACAUCUAUUCAGCUACUACUUUAUGGACUCCUCCAAGAUAUCCGAGUUUGAGCUAAAGACUGGUUUAGUCAAACUUUACAACGCUGCAACGAGAUUGGUUUCAUUUACUCAAAAUUGUCAAACCGAAGAUAAAAAAUUCAUUAAAUAUCUUCCCGGAGUGUAUUUGCUAAAUCUCUGGCAAGCUGCGUGUAUUAUAGGGAAAUUGGUUCAUUCCAGUUUGAAAGCUGUAAUCGACGUAACCGUUGGUAAACAGAGUUACGAAGCGGUCGUCAGUUUGACUGCUAGGGCUUCCAUACUUAAACACGAUAUGGCAAUCCGAUCAAGUGGUAUCACAAGAAACAUGUGGCUGCUUUUCCGGCAAUUGGAUAGCCAAAAUCUAAACAGUUUGAGCAUCAACAUAAGAAAUAGGAUGGCUGCAUCAGUAUUCUUUGAUUGUUUGAAUUUGAUUAGAGAGAAGGCGGGAAUGACAAACUUGCGAGUAAAGACUGAUGAUCGAAGCCCAGUCCAUGGAGCAACUAUAGAAGAGGGACCGUUGGAGAAUUUGCAAGGAGAAGAAUACCUGGAUACAGAGGCCCGUAAUGAUCCUCACCGUAAAGACAAACGGUCUUUAUCGAAUGAAGAAGACGCUGAACAAAGAGCAAGAAAGAUUAUAAGAACAAUACCUUUAGAUCCUGAGCCGAUUUCAGCAGGCACAACAAAGCGAAGCUCCAUCUUUAAAGUUGUAAACACAUCGGCCGAAUCCACGCCAAUGGUGAAAGGAGAUCACAACACCCCAGACUCAAAUAGCUAUCCGCAAGGUAGCCCUCCAUUUGCAACAGAUUCUCAAUUUGGACAUGCUUCUCGUGGUGUGGCAACCCACCAAGAGCAAUUGUCAGCUACCCCAUCAUUCUCGCAUCAUCAUGCACAUGCUCUUACUCAGCUGGGAGAUCAGUUGCACAACUUAAAGAACGAUUUUCAACCUCAGGGUUCCAACACGUCUUACCAACAGCCACAAUCAACCUCGACGUUCAAUGAUUCUCCAUUGCAACUGGGUUUAGAAAGUUUGGACUUGGACAGGUUCGACGGUGAUAUGUUGUGGAGAGACGUUGACAGUGUCAUGAAUGAUUUUGGAUUCCAUAUGGUUUAA